AUGAGAGUAGAAGAGGACACAGGCAGCCCCCCCACAAAAGGCAUAGGAUUCCGCACACCCAAAUCCCAUCACUGCAUACUUUAUCACACUGGUACCACUGGCGGCAUGGAGUCAGGAGGGUUACCAAGCUUACCCUACUUUUCCCAUACUUCCUUCAAUAUUUCUGCUUUGGCAAACUAUGGGAGUCACAGCACAGCUGGGAGUUCUGUGGGACACAAGUCUAGAAAACGAAGAAAGCGCUCUUCAAGCACUGAAGAAGAUUCAUCUGACUCAGAGUCUUCGCCCUCAAGUGAAAUAGAUGAAAAGGUGAAUGAUUUGGUAUACUUCUUGCUCCUCAAGUAUCAAACGAAGGAGCUUGUUACUAGGGCAGAAAUUGUGGAAAGAGUCAUGAAAAAUUUCCAGGGAAGCUUCACUUUGGUCUUGAAUGAAGCCAUUGAGUGCUUGCAGCUGGUCUUUGGUCUUGAUUUGAAUGAAGUGGACCCCAUUAACCACACCUAUGAUCUAGUUACUGCCCUGGGUAUCACAUAUGAUGGGAUGGAAGCUGAAGUCCACGGUGUGCCCAAAACAGGUCUCUUGAUAUUUAUUUUGAGCCUAAUUUUCAUAGAUGACAAGUGUGUUCCAGAAGAGGAGAUUUGGAAAGUGCUGGGUAUGAUAGGGGUACGUCCUGAUAGCUACCACCACAUCUAUGGAAAUCCUGGGAAGCUUAUCCUGGAAGAAUUUGUGCAGGAGCAGUAUAUAGAGUACAGGCAAGUGCCCAACAGUUUUCCUCCUUGUUAUGAGUUCCUUUGGGGACCAAGGGUCCUGGCAGAAAGCACCCUAAUGAAAUUUCUGCAGUUUUUGUCCAGUCUGAUUGGGAGUGAACCCAGCUCUUUCCCCAUAUGGUAUGAGGAGGCAUUGAGAGAUGAGAUCGAGCGAGCCCAGGCUAGACCUCCUGAAACAGAUGCUAGUGCAAUAGGUAUUGCUGUUGCCCCAGACAUUUACAACCUGGAGAGCAUUAGUGGCUACUACCCUACAGAAGGGCAGGCUGGGGCUAGAAAUACAGUGUAA
Molecule: messenger RNA, 1047 nt
Organism: Perognathus longimembris pacificus (Pacific pocket mouse)
Lineage: Eukaryota; Metazoa; Chordata; Mammalia; Rodentia; Heteromyidae
Product: melanoma-associated antigen 10-like
Exons: 2
Coding region: 1-1047 (348 amino acids)
Biological process (GO): negative regulation of transcription by RNA polymerase II
Cellular component (GO): nucleus
Source: RefSeq, a predicted model, not a curated record